GUGAAUCGGAAUGGUAAAAAACGGAACACAUUCAAAUUAAUCAUCAGUCAAGUAUCUCUUUGGUGUGUAGUGUAUCCUGGAUUUUUGUGCUUCUGUGUGUCCAUGGUUUGGGGUCCGGUCCAGUCAAGUGGCGAGCCGAGUGUCCAACUGUCCAGUCCAUACCAGUCAGUCAUAAAAAUAUCAGUGCUAGUGCAUUGUGCAUUUGUGCAUGAGCAUUGGUCAUAGGAUAGUAUCUAAGUAUCCAUUGUGUAUUGUGAUUAUUUGUUUUUCCUUAAGAAAAUACAAAUAAUAAAUAAUAAUCCAGGAUGUACAGCAUCAACAACACAACAAAAACAGGAAAACUCGAAGGAAAACUGAUGGCAACUAUGAAACCUUACCGGGAACUUAUUUUGCUGCUAAACCGUGUUUUGUUGUGGGAUAAACCAUGGUAUUCAACAGCAAUUUUGGCAGGUAGCAGCAUGGUAUUUACCAUGAUAUGGCUUUGGAACCCCAAUGUAAUGUCCAUUGUAGGCUUUAUGGGUAUAAUUGCAACUCUGCUGGAUUUCUUUCUGAUUCCGCUACAGUCGUUCCUAUUCAAGCGUCAAAUGUGGACUGAGGAAAAACAAAAGGAAUACCAGAGCAUUUGCACCAACGUGAUUUUCUAUAAAGUCAAUGCCGAACAGUUUAUGACUUCUUAUUAUAAAAUGAGAGUUACUAAACCAAAAAUGUACUUCACCAUCACAAUACUUGUUCUCUCCAUCUUGACCUGGCUUGGCGGAACUGUGGACAACAUUUUUCUCACCUACAUGGUCAUCACAUUUUUCCUAAUGAUGCCAGGCAUCCAGCGUCAGGGAUGGUUUGCUCCCAUCGUCAAACUGUUUUCGACAUGUGGAAUUGGAAUGCGGUUUAAGGUAGAGGAAGAUUAAAGCUUCAUUUAUUUAGGGUUAGUGAUUGGUUUUUAGUAGUAACCAAUAUAUAUUUGAUAGGAGCUGUUCAGUUGUCACUGUGCUUGACAAGGGAAUAAAAGUCAAAAUGCUAGUUUUGUAUUCAGCGUAAUGUAUAUUACUAGCUGCCUAGUAAGUAUUUUGACUUUUAUGCCCUGAAAAUAUAUAUUUGUUUCAUUUUUUUUAAUUUUAAAGUGUAUGUACCUAUAAAUUUAAGGAAUUCCUCAGCAGUGAUAUUGAUUUGUCCUUUCAGUUUAAUAUGGAAUUUGUUAAAAAUAUUUUUUUUUUUAGCAUCUCAAUUUUGGCUUGCUCCCAUUGUGAAACAUUUCUUCCAGGUUUUCAAUAAGUAGAUUGAAAUACGAAAUUAAAGUUGGAGCGAAAGAAAGAUUGAGGUUGCUAUUAUUUAACUUAGUGAUUGGUGUUUAGUAGUAACCAAUAUGAAUUUGUUUUUUUUUUUUAUUUCGUUCGUUUUUACGUUUGUUUUAAUAUUUAGUCCCUUUAUACACCGCUGCAACACGACUGCAAUUCAAUUAGUUAAAUUGCAACUGUAAUCAAAGUUGUGUUGUUCUAACAUUUGUUUAUUGAAGCAACCUGAUUAUCAGUUGAUGUAUGUAAUAAACAAAAAAAAAACAUCAAAAGUAAAUAAUGGGUUCACCACUUAAAAACGAAAUGUUUUUUUAAUGGUAGGAUAGCAAAUAGAUGAUCGCAGGUUUGAAGUUUUCUAUACAGUGUCAAAAAUAUUGUUUUCAUUUUGUUAAAUGUCUAAACCAUGCUUCUUUCUGCAAUGUCCUUCCAGUAAUCAUUUUAAUUAUAAUUAUAAUAACAUUCAUGUUGUCCAAUUGCCUGAACUAGCUUCAAGCAGAAGUCAUGCUCUGUAGCAUGCCAUACCAAUACCACAAAUACGAUUCAGAAGCAGAAGCAACUUCAGUCGCAGUCACAUUGUAGAGGUGAAUGAAGGGCCAUAAUGUGCUUAUUAUUAAUUUAAAGAAUUCGUGAGUGAUAUUGAUUUGUUAUAGACUGAAAUCUAUAAUUUAGUUUUGUACAGAAUUUCCUAAAAAUAAAUAGGUUUUUAUUUUUUAUGUAA
Ceutorhynchus assimilis (cabbage seed weevil) is the source of this 2007-nucleotide messenger RNA. Lineage: Eukaryota; Metazoa; Arthropoda; Insecta; Coleoptera; Curculionidae. The record is from the annotation of a GenBank genome assembly.